Contarinia nasturtii (swede midge) is the source of this 1982-nucleotide messenger RNA. RefSeq names its product apyrase-like. The transcript is spliced from 10 exons. The record is from RefSeq and is a predicted model, not a curated record. Bases 64 to 1914 code for a protein of 616 amino acids. Gene Ontology annotation, biological process: AMP catabolic process. NCBI's taxonomy places the organism in Eukaryota, Metazoa, Arthropoda, Insecta, Diptera, Cecidomyiidae. Gene Ontology annotation, cellular component: plasma membrane. Gene Ontology annotation, molecular function: nucleotide binding; 5'-nucleotidase activity; metal ion binding.
AGUUUAUUUCUACUCUAUUAAGUGAUAACUGACUGCGUAAAAAACGUUUUUCAUUGAUAAUUUAUGAUUUCGAUUCAAUCAGGACAAUUUUGGCAAAUUUUUCGUAUAAAUAAAGUGUCUCAAACGGAACAUUGUCUUUUGCUUAUUUUUAAAUUUAUAAAAAUGGUAUCGAUCAUAGCUCGAAUAAUUUUGACUGUCGCGCUAGCAUCGUACGUGCGACAUACUUUUGCUACCGGAUCCAAGCCCACAGUUAUUUCAACCGAACAGGAUUUAUUCCCCGUGACAAUAGUUCAUAUUAACGAUUUUCAUGCACGAUUUGAAGAGACAAAUGAAAUGGCAACAACCUGCAAAGAUGUUGAAAUUUGUAUCGGUGGUUACGCCCGGGCUGUAAAAAUGAUCCGAGCUUUAUUGGAGAAUGCUGUGAAUCCAAUUUACUUGAAUGCUGGCGAUAAUUUCCAAGGAACACUUUGGUAUGCGCUCGGUCGUUGGAAUGUAACAGCUCAAUUUUUGAAUAUGCUUCCGGCUGAUGCAAUUACAUUGGGAAAUCAUGAAUUCGAUCAUGGUAUUGCUGGUGUGGUGCCGUUUAUGGAGAAUUUAAUGACUCCAGUUGUUCUGGCCAAUGUAAUUGAUACAUUUGAGCCAACAUUCCAAGGAAAAUAUAAAAAAUCAAUUGUGAUCGAUCGUUACGAACGCAAAAUCGGUGUGAUUGGCGUUUUAAUUAGUACAGUUCACGAACUUGCAAAUGUGGGCAAACUACAAUUUAGAAAAGAAGAGAUUGCGAUCAAAGAAGAGGCAGAAAAAUUGAAAAAUCAAGGUGUUGAUAUCAUUAUCGUAUUAUCGCACUGUGGCUUGAGCAUUGACUAUAGAAUCGCGAAAGCGAUUGCACCAUACGUUGACGUUAUUGUUGGUGGUCAUUCGCAUACUUUUAUGUACACAGUUGAAGAAGGCAGUAAACCGCCCGGACCAGAUCAUCCAAGUGAUCUUUAUCCGGCAGUCGUUGAAAGUGAUGGACACAAAGUGCUAAUUGUUCAUGCUUCAGCUUACAUGAAAUACGUCGGUGAUCUGACCGUUUAUUUUGAUAAAGACGGAAAUGUAGCCAAAUGGAGUGGCAAUCCAAAAUAUUUGGACCAUGACAUUGUUCCAGAUUCCAAUGUAAUGGACGCCAUUACACCGUGGAAAGAAGUAAUUGAUGCAAAAGGAAAGCGAGUUCUUGGCCACACGAAAGUUCCGUUGAAAAUAACGUCGUGCUUCACGAAAGAAUGUAAUUUGGGAAAUUUUGCGGCCGAUGCCUUAGUUCAUUAUUAUAUAACUGAAUUAAGCGGCCGCAAUGAAAAUCAAUGGACCGAACCGAUUAUUGGUAUCAUCAAUUGUGGGGGUGUUCGAACUGAAAUUGGUGCUGGCCCAAUAUCUUUUAUGGAUUUGGCCACCACUAUGCCGUUUGAAAAUACGAUCGACACUUUUGAUUUGCUGGGUGAACAUGUGAAAGAGUUAUUUGAAUUCGCUGCGAAGGCAUUUUCGUCGGAAAAUGAUCAGAGAAACUUCAUGCAAGUUUCUGGUAUGCGAGUAGUUUAUAACCCGACAAAUGAAGAAAACAAUCGAGUGCGUUCAAUUGAAGUGCUAGCAAUGCCAAAUGACGUCCGCCGAGUUCCCAGAUAUGAACCAUUGGAUCCGAAAAAGUACUACAAAUUUAUAACUUCGUCAUUCAUUGCUGAGGGCGGCGACGCGUUUGAUAUUAUUUCAAAACACAAAAAAAACCAUAAGAAAGGAAACAUUGAUACUGAUGUCGUAACCAAAUAUUUGGAAGAACGUCGUAUCAUUUACACUGGUCUUGACAACCGAAUCGCUGUUGAUGAACAUUCUCUGUUCGCGAAUAUAUUUUAUUCAAUCCGCAAUUUCGUCUCGAAUAUUUUUUAAAUUUUAAUCGAUUUUUAUUGAUUUCGAAUAAACUGCUUUAAUAAAGAUCCGAUUGGCAUUUGACUUUA